AUGGACGACGAUGUAGAGAUGGACGACGAGCAGGAGCAGGAGCACGAUGCUGUCGAUGAGACCGUCUACGACGAUCCCGAUGCCGAUAACGACGACAUGGAUGACGUAGACGACGACGAAGACGGCGAUGAUGACGAUGACGACGAUGGAGACGACGACGACGAUGAUGACGAUGAUGGCGAUGACGACGACGAUGAUGACGACGACGACAACGAGGAUGCGGACGACGACAACGACGAUGCCUCGGUCGCUGCCUCUGGCACAGGCGCUCGUCGCUCCGCUCACGAAGAUGCCCUGUCCGCCGCCACGUACCUUCGCAAAGUGCAGGAGCGCCGCAACCUCUUCCGCCCCUCGCCCGCAUGCGUCGACACGACGCUCGGAUACCAGAUCGAGCCGAUGGCGGCAGCGCCGCACUCGAGCCACGUGCACGCCAUGGCGCUGUCGCUCGACGGCCAAACGCUGCUCACCGGCGGCUCGGACGGCUUCGUGCGCAAGUACGACGUGCACGCCACCAUGAACGGCAAGACCAUGCUCACGCAAAACGUGCGCCACGGCUUUGUCGAAGGCAUCACGCGCGGCGGAACCCUCUCCGCCUUUUGGCCGCACGAAGAACACCUCCCCACCAACGGCGUCGCGUCGUCAUCAUUCCCUUCGGCGUCGGUGGCCGAAAAGGACCGACUCGUGGGGGUUGUGCACAGCCUCGCACUGCAGCAGGACGCACUGUGGGGCGUGAGUGGGUCCGAAUCGGGAAACAUCCAUCUGUAUACCCUGCGUCACGACCCGGGCGUCGCGAGGCAUGUCUUUCGAAAACACAAGGGCGCGGUUUCUGCGCUGGCGCUGACAGAGGACGAGACGGGCAUGAUCUCGGGCGGGUGGGAUAGAGGCGUGCAUCAGUGGGACCUCAAUACGGGCCAGAUCGUGCGCUCGUUCCCGGGGCAUGCGGGACAGAUCUCGGGGCUCUCGUUCAGACCACAUGCAUCGGCGUCGGCAAGGUCGCCGUCCCCAAGCGAGCCCAGUGUGUCCAUACACCCGUCCGCCGCCCAGAGCAGCACAGACAAGCAGCCGCGCGAAGAAGACGAUGCUGGCGACGCGCAACGGCAGGAAGCAGGGGAAACCAAAGAAGCGUCAGGCGAUGGGCGGACUGACCAGGAUGCAGACCAGCAAGACGCGAAACCCAGGCCGGUCGAAGGGGAAGCCAAAGCCGCUAACGACAGCGCGCAAGCAGAUACCGUGCGGGAUGCAGAGGCGGAAUCCAAACCGGCCACAACAGAUGCACCUGCGUCGGAAGGGCCAGCACGAGACACAGCGUCUGCUGGCGAUGCGCCGCCUCCACCUGCCGAAGCAUCCAGCGAUGCCGCUGCCACCAAUUCUGCAGCCAAGAGCAUCUCUCCCUUGCCCGAAGCGGCUACAGCGGUGACGGGGAUCAAGACGGAGCCGGACGGAUCGGCGCCGUCGUCUUCGCUCGGUGGUGGUGCGGGAGACGACCCGACGGAGGAAGAGCUUGCGUUCGAAGCCGAGCUCAACGCGAGUCUGGGUAUGGCACUCGACGGGAGCGCAGGCCCGCGCGCGGACGGCACCCGUCCGGACAGGGUCACCCUCGGUGCGAACGGCACGACUGCCGGCGGGCUGAUGGUAGCAGGAGCCGACGAGGAUCUCGACGACGAUGCGGGCACCGAUGAUCUAUUCGGCGGUUCCACGCCGCCCGUCAGCUCCGCCCCGAAGGACUCCCGCGACACGGCACGAAACGGUCGCAACGAGAGCGAUGAUGAUUCGCUGUUCGGGGACGGAGAUGAAGAUGCGGAUGGCGAUGCGGAUGCGGAUGCGGAUAUGGAUGCCGAGGCGGAUGCGGAUGCGGACGAGGAUGCGGAUGAUGCAGAUGGGUCGUCGGAUGAAGAUAUGCCGCUGGCGGGCCGGGCUAUGGUAAAGAAUACUUCGUCCCAAAGCACGUUAGUUGCCGAGUCGGAGUCGGUACCGCUUUCCCUACCCUCCAGUACGGUUGCAAAUGACGUCAAAGUACCUUCGCCCAAGGCGGUUGUUCCGGACGCAGGACCCAAAAAGACGCUACCCAAACCGGCGUUUGGCGGGUUCAGCGUAUCGUCCUCGUACUCUGCACCGAUCUCGUCGUUCAGUCCAUCCGUGAUGAUGUCCACUUCGCUCUCGGGCCAGGCGAUUCUAUGGGAUCUUCGUUGCCCAUCCUACCUCACCGACGGCGAAGCGCGCGGGGUCCAUUCACUUGCUUUGCCCUCCAAGGUCCCACCAUGGUGUCAAUCAGCGGUAUUCAGCUCGGAUGGUGGGAGCGUCUUUAUCGGUCGCAGAAACGAGUGCGUCGACCAUUGGGAUCUUCGUUCGCCCAAACUCGUCAACACCCUCCGUCUACCUUCCGGCUCCGGCCCCGUCUACGCCCUGGCAGCCAUGCCCAACGCAAGACACAUCGUCUGCGGCAGCUACGACAACGUGCGUCUCUGGGAUACCGCCGAAUCCUCCGAAGCCAAAGUGCCCUUCAAGAUCGUCGCGGGCCAUCACGGCGCAAACCUCUCGAGCCUGAUCGUAGACCGCUCGUCCAAAUUCCUCCUCACCGCCUCCGGUGAUAGAGGCUGGAUGGGCACCAGCACAGAGGCCGUCAUCAUCCACGAUAUCAAGCCGCUCUAA
Molecule: messenger RNA, 2649 nt
Organism: Moesziomyces antarcticus
Lineage: Eukaryota; Fungi; Basidiomycota; Ustilaginomycetes; Ustilaginales; Ustilaginaceae
Exons: 1
Coding region: 1-2649 (882 amino acids)
Biological process (GO): chromatin organization; regulation of transcription by RNA polymerase II
Cellular component (GO): SAGA complex
Molecular function (GO): transcription coregulator activity; TBP-class protein binding
Source: RefSeq, a predicted model, not a curated record